Ananas comosus (pineapple) is the source of this 2696-nucleotide messenger RNA. RefSeq names its product BEL1-like homeodomain protein 9. The record is from RefSeq and is a predicted model, not a curated record. Bases 215 to 2020 code for a protein of 601 amino acids. Gene Ontology annotation, biological process: regulation of transcription by RNA polymerase II. The transcript has 5 exons. Lineage: Eukaryota; Viridiplantae; Streptophyta; Magnoliopsida; Poales; Bromeliaceae. Gene Ontology annotation, molecular function: RNA polymerase II cis-regulatory region sequence-specific DNA binding; DNA-binding transcription factor activity, RNA polymerase II-specific.
UCUCUCUCUCUCUCUCCGCCCUUUUUCAGAGAGAAAGAAAGAGGAAAAAGAGAGAGGAGGAGAACAAAAGAAAAGGGGACAGGCGUCUCCACCCAUACUCUCUCCAGAGCUACUGAUAUACAUCGGAUAAGCGGUAGCUACCGCAACGCAACACAAACGCACGGCGCGCCUCAAAAUUUCCCCCAAAAGCACCGAACUAAGGAUACUCUUAACGAUGUCCGCGGCCACCGGAGGGUACGGCGGUGGCGGCAUCGGCGGCGACGAGCUUUUCCAACCGCAGCAGCACCAGCACCAGCACCAGCACCAGCAGCACCAGCAAAACCGCGGCGGCGGUGGGCAGAUGUAUCACGUGCCCCAACACAGCCGCCGCGAGAAACUGCGCUUCCCACCGGAGGAAUCUCCCCCCACCUCUCUUCUGUUACUCCACGAUCCCCACGCCGCGCGUCCCCCGCCGCCGCCGCCGCCGCCGCAGCAGCAGCAGUUCUAUCCCCCGAACUUGUUCUCGACGUCGUCUUCCUCUACCUCUCACGAUCCCAGCAGCUUCGGGUUUGGUACGCCUCCCUCCGCCCAAUUCGUGCCCGCGAGCCACGCGUCCUUCCCCCACGUGUAUCAUCAUCACCCUCACUAUCAUCAUCACCAUCAUCAUCAUCAUCAUCAGAUCCCGCCGCUGCCGCUGCCGCUGCCGCUGCCGCUGCAGCAGCAGCAAGGGUUUUCGCUAUCGCUCUCCUCGUCGUCGUCGAACCCGCCACGUGGCGUGCCCGUGAGCGCAGGGCCGUGUGGGCCGUUCACGGGCUACGCCGCGGUGCUGAACCGGUCCCGGUUCCUCGGCCCGGCCCAGCAGCUUCUAGAAGAGGUGUGCCACGUGGGGCGCCGAGCGGGUGUAGGGGACGGAGGAGGAGGAGGAGAUGGGAGUGGCGAUGAAGGAGGGCUUCUCGAUAUGGAUCCGUCGGAGACGAUAUCGGCCGUCGAUCGCGGAUCGGACGGUGGCCAGGAGGGCCCGAUCGCUGCGGGGGUUGAGCAGCAGUGGAAGAAGACGAGGCUUAUCUCUUUGAUGGAGGAGGUCUCCAAAAGAUACAAGCAGUACUACCAGCAGGUGCACGCAGUUAUCACAUCGUUUGAAUCCGUAGCAGGACUAAGUACCGCUGCCCCAUAUGCAUCAAUGGCCCUAAAAGCAAUGUCAAAGCACUUUAAGUGUUUAAAGAGCAUGAUAUCUAACCAGUUACGCCAAACAAAUAAGGUUCUUGGGAAAGAAGGCAUAAAUAAAGAAGAUAUUUCGAGCUUUGGUCUUGUAAGUGGUGGUAUAUGUCUCCAAAGGGCGAAUAAUAUGGGAAAUUUUGGUCAGCCCCAUGUCUGGCGACCCCAAAGAGGGCUUCCUGAACGUGCUGUGGCUGUUCUUCGUGCAUGGCUAUUCGAACACUUCUUGCACCCGUAUCCGACAGACACUGACAAGCAGAUGCUGGCUAAACAGACAGGUUUAACGAGAAACCAGGUCUCGAAUUGGUUUAUUAAUGCGAGAGUUAGACUAUGGAAGCCAAUGGUUGAAGAAAUACACAAUCUCGAGAUGCGCCAGUCUCAGAAACUUCCAUCAGCCGAUAAUGACCAAAGCGGCAUUCAGCAAUCCCACCAGCCAUCAGAUUCCAGCUCAAACCCCUCAGGACAUAGUGGCGGCAUCGAUAAGAAUCAUAAUUCUACAUCCAAAUGCAUUCAAAGUGAUGUUUCCCAAAUACCCAAUAGUAACAUCCACGAGCCUAUCAACUUUGUAUACGAUGGACUGAACAGCCAACAGCAUAUUGGAGUCGGUGUUGGCCUUAACGGAGGAAAUGGCGGCGGUGUUUCUCUUACACUAGGCCUCCACCAAAACAAUCGGGUUUGCUUAGCUGAGCCACUUCCGUUGACCAUGGUUCAUCGCUUUGGCCUCGAGGAUUGCAACGAAGCUUACAUGAUGGGUUCGUUCGAAGGGCAAGAUCGGCAGUUCUCAAAGGAUAUUAGCGGUCAUUUACUUCAUGAUUUUGUUGGGUGAAACUUGUAGAACAGAUUAUCUAUAUGUUUGGGUGAGAGGGAACAUAUCGGCCCAAAGAAUUCUCCCAUGCGCGAGAAAGGUAGAGGGUUUGCUUCUGGGCAAAAGAGAAAUUGUAAGUCUAUAUAGAUGAUGACAUUUCCUUCUUUGUACAAUGUGAAUUGUGUAUCUUACUUAAUGAUUAGUUAUUAAGCUCUACAAAGGAUAUGUUAUUAAUUAAAGUAGGCAAACUGGUUGAAAUAGGAGGCUAAGUAUGCAAGUUGGGAGGCCAUCUUGUAUCCUUACAGGUGGGGAGUCUCCUAAAGUAGGGACAUACCACACUUGGUUUUGCACUUCUUUCCUCACUAGCUUUGUUUUAUCUCUAUGCAACUUUUAUCUAAGAUUGCUAAUAUGUAUUCAAUUAGAUUCAUCUCUUUGGUGGAUUAUGUGUGGAUACUAUAUCGGUUACACCCAAUCCAAUGGAAAGGUACAUUGAGUUUGGAGUCCUCUUAACUACCGGGUUUACCUUAUGAUGGGCGUUGGGUAACUGAGCCCUUGAAUAUGUCGCGUUUGAUUAGAUGUAUUGGAUGCUUGGGCCUCUAUGUAGGCAAUUCUUUGAUGGAAUCCAUGCUAUUUAAUGUAUGACUUAUGUGGGACUAGUGCUCUAUGAUGGACUAUUAUAAUAUCUGUUACUGUAUCA